ACCCCUAAUCGAUCUAUCGAAGGCUGGCUCUCACGUCGGCGAAUACGUUCAGCUGCUCGUGUUUGUUCACAAGUCCAGACCAAUUCAGGAUCUAGUUUCAAAGAGGAUGAUCGGGAGUGGUCGUGAGGUGAAUGGAAUCUACCUUCUGGAUGCGCUUCCUCAUCAUCUGAGUCAUCAUGUUAGCAGGGAUUUUGAGUCAGAGUUUGUGGAAAUUUAAGUCCCCAAAAGAAGGGGCAUUAUUAAGGACUGACAUUCAAGUUGGAGAUGAUACAAGGUCAUUUUUCUCUGUAUCCCUAUGGCAGAAACAAAUGGGAUCCAUGGUAUUUGCUGGUGAUGUCAUUUUGUUACAAAAUGUUAAGGUUGUCAGAUUUGGAGAAACUAUUGAGGCCAGAACAGUACAUUUCUCAUCGCUACUAUGUUUGGUCCACCCAUAUGAUCUUCUUGAGUCAAAGGGUGUGGAUGACUUACUAGCAAAUUGUCGGGUUGGGAAUACAACAAGGGAAAAACUAAGGAAGGUGAUAGAAUGGGUGAAACGAACUGGAUCUACAGAUCACAAUGUUCAAUUGCAUAAUUACGAGAAGAGGCAGCUAUUGAAGAACUGGAAGGUGAAUGAAGAAAGAAAAUCUAUAGACUGCAUCUCAAUCUCAGAAGUAUCAUGCCUUGGGAACUCUUGUAAAGCUACAUUUUAUGCACAUAUUGGUGAACUUUUUCUGCCAUUUACAUGUGCAACUGAUGGGGAGAAGGAAAGGGUGUUCAUCAGCAAAAGACUGUUUAUGAGUGGAUAUAAUAAAAUUGCAGAAGAUUUCAUUUGCACUGGCUGCAAGCUAUGUGGUUCCCCAUUGGGUUUGGCAUAUGGGUCUUUGCAGGAACAGAGCAUGAUUCCACUCUAUUGCCAGAAAAGCUCUAACCGCCUACAUGCUAUAUGCUUCAUAUAUAGGCCAUUUCUGCUUUAUGUGUGGGACCAAUCUGAAUGCAUUCCACUUUUUGUCACAAACAAGGUUGCAGAGCUACUAUUUGCAGACAUUACAGCCGAGAAAGUCUACUUGUGCUAUACAACACAAAAGCAGAAUUGGAAUCUUGAUUUGAGAGAUGAUCAUGAGAUUGGUCAUUCUGAUCUGAGUGCCAAUGCUGACUCUAAAGCUGCAGAUUCUAGGCCACUGGAUGUAAAGAAGACCCUGAAACCAAAAAGUAACAACCAAGGAGACAGGAAGAACCCGAACUUUUUCAGGAUUUGGCUAAUUUUACUCAAAAUGUUGCUGCAACAAGGAAAAAAUAGUUCUUUGAAAUUUGAAAUUACUGUGAAUACUGGCUUAGAUCAAGAAAGUGGAAGGUUUGAAUUGGUUUCAAUGAUGAUGCCAUGCUUCAGAAUGGAUGGACCUGUUUGACUAGAUACACAUUUGUUAAGCUUCAGGUAUGAAUGCCAUAAGUUUGUCAGAUGCACUAAUGAGAUACUAGGGACUGGAAGAGAGAUGAUUCCCUAUGUGAACAAUUUUCUUUGUAUUUUCUUUUAGGCAAUACUAGUUACUAGAUUUUUUUGAAGAUAAACAACUUUAUCAUGGUUGACUUAUUCUGUGACGCUCUAGUACUUGGAAGAUUGGCAUAGAUGAACUUCCAGCUGCAACUCAGAAGGUUGUAGUGCUUGAAAAUUUUGUGGUUCCAUUGAAUCAGAACAUUGGCUGUAAUUAUAUAUAAAGUGCUUUUAACUGAA
Messenger RNA from Nelumbo nucifera (sacred lotus), 1708 nucleotides. NCBI's taxonomy places the organism in Eukaryota, Viridiplantae, Streptophyta, Magnoliopsida, Proteales, Nelumbonaceae. The record is from RefSeq and is a predicted model, not a curated record.